Molecule: messenger RNA, 7259 nt
Organism: Manduca sexta (tobacco hornworm)
Lineage: Eukaryota; Metazoa; Arthropoda; Insecta; Lepidoptera; Sphingidae
Exons: 6
Coding region: 236-1576 (446 amino acids)
Source: RefSeq, a predicted model, not a curated record
CUGAAUUCCGAGGUGAAACAAAUUUCACAGAGACUUGCGUGUGAUCGAAUUGCUAAGACUUUUGGCGAAAGUUAUUUUAUAUUUAAUCAAUUUUUAAUAAUUUAAUUAUAAUCAAUAAGAAUAUAUACCCCCAAAUAUCCCUCCCAUUAGUUAGGUAGCUUGUUAUAACGCAGGGCACAAUUUUUUUUAAAUAAGUGCCAGUAAGUGUGGUGUUUUUUAAUUACGUGAAUAAAAAAUGAAUAAUUAUUUGAGGGAGUAUGUAGAUACCUAUAACCCUCACGAAAUGUACUCAAACACAUACAGUUUAUGGCAAAGGUCACAGUAUUAUGAUACAAACAAUUUGAGUUUGAGAAAUUUUAUUUCUAAGGAGCGGGAAAAUCCUAAGAAAUGUGAUAAAGCGGAAUCAAGUAAUAUAAAGAAUGUGCGCGUUAUUACUAGAAAUUCACUUUAUGAAGAUCCCGAAUUAUUUCAUUACGCUUUAGAUUUUUCUACCACCCCACAAGACCCUAACUACGAAUGCUACUACACAACUCUCGCCCCUAUGUUGGGGGAGAAUUGGAUGCAAGACUGGUUAAAAGUCGGCGAAUCGUCCCGGGACACGAUGUUGCCUCCGAUCGGCAGCCGACCUCAGAGCUCCAGCAGGAUGCAGAGCUACUUUGAUCGGCCAGCGAUGGAGAAAACCGUGGAAAGCAUGGUACAGAACGUGGGCUGGCAAGGAGAAGACUUGGCAAAGACUGCCGAGCGAAUAUUAGAACCCAUUGGCACGCACACAGCCUUUGCCAUAAGACCAUCGCAUCACAAAGACUCGAGCAUAAAACCCAACCAACUGAAAGAGGAGCUCGACAUAGUAAACUUUAACACCAAUGUGCUUCUAAAUAUUCUGGAAUUUGUGAAGAACGACACUGAGAUAGAGAUAAUGUUCGCCAAGUCACUGCUCAAGGAGGAAAGGAAGCGCAUACACUGCGUGGUGAAUGAGUUGAUCAAUGGCGAUAACUCAAGUGAUUAUGAUAAUGUAGCUCAAAUAGACUUGGUCAAGAAGAUAAACGCGCAGAACUGUUAUACGCUGGCCACGCUCACUGAGGGAGUGGCGCCCAACCGUCAAGUGAGUGUAUUCAAAGAAGCGCCUAGCCACAUUUAUCUGGUUACUCCAGACGACUUGCGAGUGCAGCGCCCUCCGGAGGUGAGCGAUGACGGCGAAGACCAAAAUCCACAGCCAGGGGUCGUCAAUCCGUUCUUAAAGAGCAUCACAAAGAAAAUACUAGACUUGCCAAAUAAUAAACCAACACAGUACAGCACAGCUGUAACCAACAUCAUCGAAUAUUUCAGAGAAUUCUCUCUUCGUCAGACUUACACUGAGUUUAGGUUCCUAGGGCCGUUCACCCGACGGGAGGUGGAUUAUAUAAACAUCUUCCUGAAUUUGGUGGCGCAUUGUGUUGAGAACAAGUUCGAAGGCCUGCGCCAAGACCUCGUGGAUAUAUACAAGAAUAUAAAAAUCAAACUGAAAAUAUUUCCAGAUGUCAAUGGCAGCGUUAUGUUGCAAAAAUCCCAGAAAGAAGACAAAAGGAAGGUAAAUUAAUUACUUUUUAUAAUUAACUCAUUUCAAAAUUCGGAGUUGAGUCUCGAACGGGUGUUCUACGUCAAUUGUAAUGUAUAUUCUUUUAUAGGCGUAGUAACUCGUAAUAUUUAUUAUGUCCACUGUGAUUGGGCUAGUGCGGUGGACAUACACCUUAACAGGGGAUUUUAGAGCUCUGGCCCUUGAGAACAUAUUGUAAAGGUGUCCCAAAAUGGCUUACUCUUCAACAUUCAACACUAAUUAAGCCAUCAAAUGGUGAAAUAUGAAAUAUUAAUAAGCCUCGACUGAAAAUUAAAACAUCUGUAAAACGGAAUACACACUGAAUUCUCCAAUUCAUCGAUAUAUGUCGUCGGGCUUCUGGUUUUUGAGUUAGAAGGCGUCGUGGCGCUGGCAUUAUCGCUGUGUUUAUUGAUAUGCUGGCACUACAAUUGGCGAUAUUUGGCCAAUGUAAUAUCAAAUUAGCACGAAGAACAUAUAGUUCGCAUUGCUAUGCUCAAAAGUGGCAAAUAUUUUGACGAAUACGCUAACUAUUGUGCCAGCAUUUGACGUCAGAUAUCUCGAUCAGUUGAGUAAGUACAUGCAGCUGCAAUGUUGUCAGAGCACGUGGCUGUAAGCUGCAAACGUUUAAGUAUUUUUUUUUUAUAAUUCCUGCCAGAAAGUCUGUCGUGUCAGGAGGUCGGGUUCGAAUUUUAGAGCGCAUAUAAGAGAGUUUAUUGCUCACGGUAUAUUUAAUACGAGUUUCAGCGGCGAGGGUCAAUAUAACCCGAUUCCUGCCGACUUCCCUUUGCGUAGAAUUUAUGUAGUAUCUAAUUAUGAUUAGAAUGAUUUGCAUACCGCAUUCAUGUAUAUUAGUAUCUAUAUGUUGCGUCGGAUUCUCUUUCGGAAAAUUUCACCUUUCGCCACUUAUGAGUUGGAUGUUGAAUUUGGGGCACCAUGUAUAAUUCUGUAAGGAUAUGGACGUAACCCAAUGUUUUACAUAUUGACCAAGGCAUUUAUAGAGAUUAUUUUUAAAAUUGGUUACGGAUAUUUAUUUUAAUCUCAACGAUUCAACAUGUUAAAUAUCGCAACAAUCUCUUGAUGAGAUUUAAAAGUAAUAUGUAAAAAUUACAUUUUGUGAAAUUUCUAAAUCGCGUAAAAACAAAUGAAUGUUACUCUGAUUGUUUCCUAUGUUUGAAUAAACUGCAAGGUGAAUUUUAAACGCACAAUAAAUGAAUUAGUGCAUUUGUGGCGUAUCGAAUAUGAAUUAAUUUUAACACAUCUUCAUCUCAUAAUAAAACGCAAUAACUACGUGUACAUUAUGUAUGACGUAAUAAAUAUUUGUAUAUUUUUUGUAGUUGGUGUAUCAUUGAGCACAAGGUUUUCGUAUAUGGAUAGGUAGUCGUCUCUGCGGACGAUUUUGGCGAAUAUACAGGGUGGUACAAUUAAGUGUGUAAUCGAUUGUAUCUAGAAUUUAAUGCUCUCGCGCAUUGUAGUGCUUUUUGAUUUAAAUUUCUGGCGUUUCUGUUCUUUAUGAACAUUCAUGAUAACUACUUUGUCAUUUGUUUGUUAAAGAAAUAAAUAAAAGCAACAAAUUUUCCUUAAUAAAAUAAAGUUUCAUGAAGUUUCCGUUGAAAAACAAGUUGGAAACUUAAAAUAUAUAAAUCGGCGACAAUAUUUUGGGUACAUUAUUUUCUUUCCGUGGAUAUUUUUCCGUUUGAUUGACUUAGAUAUAUGGACUUACAUCUGGUAAAAGUAGGUAUUUUAUCAUUCUUUAAAUUGACGAAAUAAUCGAGUAAACACAAAAAUGGCCCACCCUGUAUAUAACAUUGUAAUGUUACGGAGGAUAAUAUUAACUAUUAAAGUAGUUUAGACGUAAUUAUUACUUUUUAGUGGCACGUACUGCAUUGAGGGGUUUUAUAAUGUAGACGUGGUUAACGGUGAAAAUGACAUUAAUUUAACAUUCAUUCACUCUAGCAUAAUAUGAGACUAGCGGCUGGUUUUUAAGGUCUCUUGAAGGUAUGAUUGCGUUGGCUGAACGACAAUGCGACCUUAAGAACCAGCCGUUAGGUAUAAUUUAGUCUUUAUAUUUAUGAGCAUAGUGCUCUUGUAUACUGCCUGUUUUAAAGUCGCGCACUUAUAAUAUUAUUCGCGCAGUAAGACUAUUAAAUUUAAGUGUCGUUUGUAUGUAUGUAGUAGAUGAUGCGCUAUUUUGGUGUAGUUUUUUUUUAUUGAUCCACCUUAGCGCAGUUUUUAGUUUGGAAGAUCUGAUACAUUCGCUAUGUAAGGAGAAAUGUUUGACCUUUGUGAAAUCAUGGACAUAGCGGAAGAACAGUGCAAAGUUAACCGCUUUGCAGAAAGAGGCAAAGCAAUGUUUGUCUCUUGUUUAUUGAACUAUGGUGAUGAAAGCGCAUAUGCCGAACUUACCCGCCACUGGAAGUCUGUGACGAAGACCUAUAAUGUUUCUAGAGAAGAUAACUACUGGCCGCAUGAUUGUUCUAUCUAUGAUUUGUACCUAUAUUUCCUUGGCUAGAUAGGAAGGUACAGUCCAUUCUCUAUGUCUAACGUUAAGACUAGCAUAAGUUAAGUUUAAAGUCUACAUUACGGUUGUGAGCUGAUUGCUCUUAUGUGGAGAAAUUCCUGUCUGGUGAAUAUGACUUUUUUAUAACAAAAAUUCACCCGACGUAAUUCGUAUUAAGUUAGUUUUAAUGUUUGUUUUUAUAUCAACGAAGAAAUGUUCUUAGUAAUUUUCUCAUAAAGACGUUUUCUUUGAUUGCUGCUUUUUUAUAUGAAUUUCGUUCUAAAGCUAUAUAGUUAUUUAAAAAGCCUUUGGCCGAUGUUUUUGGCAUGUAAACUAUUAGGACCUACGAAGUUGCGCUUCGAGCGGUGAGUGACAGCGCCGAGCGAGCGAGACAGAUGUACGAGGGGAUGGGAAGAAUACACGAGACAGAGCAGUGCGGAUAGCGUCGUCGCUACUUAGCGUUCGUAGGACAGGCGCGAAUGUCAUUUACUAUGAAACUAAACAUUUCGAUAGAAUCCUGGUUGCGACAUAUUGCUUAGUGAAUAAGUAGGGUUUAUGAAAUUACUUGAUUUUGAUGUAAUAUCAUUAGUUUAAGUGAAGUUGAUAUGUUUAUACAGCGUGUCCUCAAUAUUUAUCUGUGCAAUACAUUAAGUUAGUUUUAAGAUUCAUAUAGAUAGAGAUAUAAAAGGUAAAAAUCAUAAAAAAAUCCCAAUGUAAAUAUUAUAUUAUACGAAAACGUAAAUACUCAAUGAAACCUAUACUAACUAAUGUAACAUGAUAAUUUAUCUAAGUUCUUAACUAAUGCGCUGUUAGAAAUUCGCCUCAAACCAGAGAUAUGUUGCAUAAUUGUGCUAUAAUAUUUUCCUAUUAGCGCAAUAAAGAUAGCGCGUGAAGUCCUUGGAUCUCUUUUGGUGAAUACUUCAUAAACAACUAUUAUACUCGUCUCCCUUUAAGGAGGCUUUAAUACAAGAUAUAACUUAUACACAUUGCGAAUAAAGGCUUAGUGGUGGUAUACGCACAUUAAUUUUCUGCGUUCCUGAUUAAUUUGUUCCUGAAUAUUUGUUUAUGGAAUCGAAUAUUUCUAAGAUUAAGAUGUCUUAUUAUUCCAUGAAUAUUUCACGAUAUUCAUAAGUAGUUUUUAAUUACCAAAAAAGAAAUGGGGUAAUUAGAAGGGUAAAACAUAAACGUGCACUCAGAUUGUUUGUAAUAUGUGAACGACAGAUAAUUCUGUAUAAAAUUGUGGACAAAAUUCGUAAUAAGUAACAAACACUAUGCAGAUCACAACUGAUUGACGUUCAUUUUUGGGAAUUAAAACUAGUUGUCUAUAAUAACAUAAUGAUAUGUGUUCCUAAUUCCUAUGGUGCAUUCUUAGCCCAGGUAUUCACUAUAUCCCUUAGUAGCAAUGAAUAAAAAUAUUGCGUUUCCAUAUAAGUAGGUAAUUAAGUGUAUUAGUUGAAUAAUAUAAAAAUAAUCAGUUGGUAAGUAACGUCGAUAUACUUCGUCACUUGAAAAUGUAAUCAUAUCUAAGCGACAAAUGUACCGAAAAUUACCUAUGUGCAUAUUUGAAAUUAUCAGACUUUCUGCAUCAUUUGAUCCAGGUUUUAAAUGUCUAGGACAAAUUUGAUAUUAGUUUUUUAAGUAAAUAAUAUUAUGUAGUUUAAUUAUUAUAAUGAAUUUUCUUAUUCAAAUCAAAACUGAUUCUCGUUUAGAUAUGAUGCUUUUCAAGCGUCGAUGUGCUUUUGAAUGCAUUUGAGCAUAAUUCAUUUAAUAAUUUGAUUUUUUAAACUUGGUCAACUUUGUGGAUGUUCAUUAAUAUAAUUCAAAUAUGUUACGAUGAUUAUGUAUUUAGAUACGUAGAUUAGUUUGAUACGAUUCCCUAAUUCGUGAGUAUAGAUACUAGAGAAAGUGAGUCCUACAAUCCUUAAUUGUCAAUACGCUUUUAUCUGGAAUUAUAUUUGUCGCAUAAUAGAAACUAAUAACUACUAAUAAGUAAUACUUGAAUUUGUUUAUAAAAAUGUUCUAGAACAUGCACAAAAUACGCAAAAUUAAAACCAUAAACAUUACACGAACUAAGAUUAACUUAUAACAAAGAAAAGUUAAUGUAAGUUUUGUAUGUAAUUUAAAUAUGCGUUAUAAUUUUAAGUAGAAUUUACAAAUGUUUUAAUUUUUGAAGCCGGCUCUGGCGUAGAUCAAGGACUGUUUCAGCGGCUGGAUAGAAAGGGAUGCCUAACCCGAAUUUUCUUACGCCUUUUGAACUAAAGAUUGCUGAAGUAGUAUGAGACGACCUGUAUAAGGUCAUCAAUAGCGAAAAUGGCCUUGGAUCUCAAUACUCCAGGGCCGGAUCUGUAUAGUUAAUACUUUAUUUUGUGUAAACAUAUUAGUAUAAAAUUCAAACUGAUAAUGUCGUUGCCUUUGUUAAUAGUGGCACAAUAUAAAAAAAAAAAGUUUUCAUUAUUAUUUUAUACAGUUUAUAGUACAGUUUUUGUAUUUUAAACUCUAUAGUUCGAUUACCAAAGGCUGGCACAAUCACAGUGCUCGCACUAAUGCAAUUUUAGAAAAUAUGUAAAAAAAUGGUUUAUAAAAAAAAAAGAAGGGAAAGAUACAUAUCUGUCAACAAAACAUCACGCUAUAUUUUUUAACUUUGUACUUGAACAAUGUGUUGUAUAAACACAUUAUAUUUGUAAGUUCUGCGAAUAAACGUAUGUUCAUCAUAUUAAUAUACACACGUUGUCAAUGAGUUAUACGCGUCAGCUUUUGGUAAUAACUAAGUACUAUACGAUUUCAGUAAUUAUGUGUUGUUAAUGUGUUUAAAGUAUACUAAAUAUAGAUUUAUUACUUUCAAAACAAAAAAAAAGUGAAGUUUAUUAUCUUAUGCUAAACAAAAGUAUAUUUUUAAUUAAUUUCACUAUUUACUGAAUUAAUAUUUAGCGUUAGGUAUACAUACAUACAUUUUACUGGUUCUUUAGAAUUAAGUCGAACGGUAUUUUAGUCCCCUAGCCUCUAAUUUAUCAUCCAGAUAUUUUAUAAAAUGCUAUUCAUAUUUUUGUAUAGAAUUGGAGGUAUAAUUGUAUUAUGGUCCCUAUUUUAAAAAGGCAACGAUGUGCACUAGAUUAAUUAUUAUACUUACGUCGAUGUGAAACUAUAAUAACCAUGUAUUUAUUUAUACGAAUAAAUGAUUUAACAAAAUAA